AUGCCGCGACUCGCUGCAAUGCUCGCAAUACUGCUAAACAGCGCCACCGCCCUCACGCGCCCGCGCGUCAUCAUCGCGCCGGCCCAGUUCGGCACGCCCAAGGACUACGACAAGCUCGUGUCCGACCUGCUGCAGCGCGGCCACCCGGCGGUGGAGGUCGCGCCGCUGUCGCGCUUCGACUGGCUGAGGAUCGUGCCGUCCGUGUUCACGAAGGCGUUCUGGCUCGGCGAGCUCCGGCCCGCGCCGACGCUGCGCUUCUACUUCGAGGCGCUCGACGAGGCCUUCGCCGACGUCGGCGACGGCGAGGACGUCGCCCUCCUGGGCCACAGCAUCGGCGGCUGGGUGCUCCGGGCCUACGUCGCGGCCCGGCCCGGGAACGGCGCCAAGGUGCGGCGGCUCGUGACGCUGGGCACGCCGCACAACCCGCCGCCGUCGGGCUUCUUCUCGGCCAUCGACCAGACGCGCGGCCUGCUCUCCUACAUCAACGCCAACUGCCCGCCGGACCCCGCCGUCGUGACGUGCGUCGCGGGGGACGCGACGUGGACGCCGACGAUCUUCGACCUCUUCCAGCGGCGGCCCUGGGAGGAGGCGCAGCGCCGGUCGCCGCUGCUGGAGAGCCUCGUGUCCCUGCCGUCCUACGCCGUGCUGGCGGGCUCGGGCGACCCCUUCCAGAUCAAGGGCGACGGCCUCAUCCCCGUGCAGACGGCCCUGCUCGCCGGCUGCCCGUCGAUCGUCGUCGACGCGCACCACGCGGACUUCGUGCCGACGGCGCUCGAGUCCAUCAAGCUCCCCGAGACCUACCCCUGGUUCGGCAGCGACGGGGCCGACGACGACUUCGUCCCGACCCUGAGCGCGUCGAACGUGACGGCCUACCUCAUGAUGCCCAACGCGCACUGCAUCGACUGCGCCGAGGGCACGGGCUCGUGGUGCGCGGGCGCCACGGCGCUCUACGAGGCCGCCGUCGAGCCCGCGGAGACGAUCUGCGUGGGCCACACGCUCGAGGAGUGGAAGGCGGCCGUCGCGGCGGUGCUCGCGAAGCACGACGACCCGGCGGACGUGCUCUUCGUGCCGUUCUGGAUCCGCAGCGACUGGAUGCAGAGCUUGGCCGCGCCGCUGAAGAACGGGAGCACCGCGGUCCUCGUCGGCGGCGCCGCGAACGGCGUCAUGAUGUACCCGGAGCUCGACUACGGCCCCGCCCCCCCGGCCAACCACUCCUACGACGCGCGGCUCUUCAUGGUCGGCCCCAACAACUACGAGGGCUCCUACGCGCAGGCGCGCGAGUUCUGCCGCAUCACCGAGUCCGAGGACAAGCGGCACGUCGUGAUGACGACGGUGGCGCUCCACGAGCGGUCCAAGGCCUUCGCCGACGGCGUCGCGGCCUUCUGCGGCGACCGGGGCCACGUGCUCUACGCCUUCGACCACAGCGGCGACCCGAGCAUCGUCUUCGGGUCGCAGGACGACGUCUACGAGCUCUACGCGGCCCACUUCCUCGAGCGGCCGGAGAUCUCCGUCGUCCUCACGAACGACGCGACGCACGCCAAGGCCGCCACGCUCGCCGCCGCGGACUUCCGCGAGGGCGGCACCUUCGGCCUCCACCUGUCGACGAACUCGUUCUGGAACGACGACGAGCCGCUCGGCGACAACGUCUUCGCGAACAUGAACGUCAUCUACCAGAGCCCCGGCGAGGGCAUGCUCUUCGUCGUCGAGCGCCUCGUCCGGCUCGUCAAGGCCCGGUCCUCCAUUUUAGGCCGCCUCGAGAACCGCUUCAUCAAGUACAGCCCGAAGCUCGAGCUGCCGGACAUGGCGACGUCGAUCAUGGACGAGAUCCUGCCCGCGUACUCGGCGAGCGUCGCGCCGGCCUACCCGACCGUGGCUACCGUGCAGCUGAACAACAUCGCGGUGACGCAGGUGACGCCCACGGAGGCCUUCUUCUUCGAGAUCGUCGCGGACCUCUCGCUGAGCUGGGUCGACGCGCGCCUCUCGUACUCGCCGUCGCAGCUCAACGAGUCCAUGGUCUACCCCCCUGCCGACAUCUGGCACCCGUCGCUGAGCUUCGUGGGCGCCUACGACGUCGCGGAGCUCCGGUCGACGCCCUGCGAGGUGAGCUGCGACGGCACGGUGCGCUGGACGCGCACGUUCCGCGUCUCGAGCAUCUGCGACUCGGCGCUGGAGAUGUUCCCCUUCGACGACCACCAGUGCGAACUGCGCAUCCACGCGGACGUGCCCGUGUCGCAGCUCGAGCUCGACGUCGACGAGAUGCACGUCGAUUUCGAGGGCCACAACUACAAGCUCUCCACGUCCAUCGGGGCCCGGGGCGCCACGUCCUACGGCCGCGCGCUCCAGCCCUUCAUCUUCAAAUUCGACCACAAGCCCUUCGCGUACUACAUCAAGCUCGUCUUCCCCGUCGCGCUGCUCAACUUCGCGGGCUUCCUCGGCUUCUGGAUGGACAGCGCGUCGGACAGCGUCGCGCUGGGCAUCACGACGGUGCUGUGCACGCUCGCGCUCCGCGAGACCGUCGAGUUCCCCGACGCGUUCUACCUCACGUGGAUCGAGAUCUUCGUCAUGAUCAACAUCACGGUGCAGACGAUCUGCCUCGUGCUGGCGAUCUUCAAGUACCACAAGAAGACGGAGUACCUCAUCGGGAAGAACAUGUACAGCCACCCACUGGCGCGCAUGAAGAGCGUCAUCUCCGCGAGCCUCGGAAACGAGAGGAACGCCGCGGCGCGGGCCUCCCUGGUCGCGCGCGCGUCGAGGCGGGCCUCCCAGGCCGCGGCGAGCGGCCGGGACUCCGGCGACGACGACGAAAAAGACGAGGGCGGGGCCGUCCACGAGCUCGUCGCCGUCGACGUCGCCGACGAGGCGCCGCCGUCGCCGAGCCGGUCGUCCCGGGGGGGGUCGCCGCCGCUGCCGGACGAGGCCCCGGAGACGCUGUCCGCGCACGCGCCGUCCACGCGCAAGAUGCUCGGCUCUCUGACGCACUCUGCGUCGAUGCGCCUGUUGGGAACGCCCCCCGAGGACGACGGCGAGCUGGAGGUCUACCACGACUACCCCACGGACCUCGUCGGCCGCUACAUCGUCAUCCCUUCCUACAUCCUCAUCUUCUUCAUCUUCACUUACAACGAGGGAGAACUCCCGCCGCCGACCGAGCCGCAGACCGAGCCGACGCCGACCAAGCCGCCGACCGAGCCGCCGACCGAGCCGCCGACCGAGCCGCCGCCGCCGGACGACGCCACGGACGCCGCCGGCGACGACCCCGCGCCGACCUACGCCGUCGGCGCGAUCGUCGCGUCCAAGCUCCACCCGCACAUCCCCGUGACGGUCAUCUCCGUGCAGGACGGUUUCUACACCAUCCGCUACGGCGUCGAGGUCGCCUACGCCUGGCGCGGCACGACCGCGUCCUUCGCGGAGUCGGCGCUCGUGCGCUUCGGCGCGAGCCUCGGCCCGCGGCGCCACCGGGCGCCGCGGCCCUUCGACGAGGCCCCGGCGCCGCAGCCGCCGCCCGCGCCGCGGGUCUUCGACCGCGGCACGGUCGUCGAGGCGCGCUGGAAGGGCGGCGCCGACUGGUCCGACUGGUUCCCGGGCAAGAUCGCGGCGCGGCGCGACGAUGCGACCUACGACGUCGCGUACGACGACGGCGACGUGGAGUACGGCGUCGCGGCCAACCUCAUCCGGCGGCCGCCGACGACGCGCGAGAGCGUCGCGCUGGGCCAGGAGUUCCAGGUCCACUUCCGCGGCAGCGGCGAGCACCGCGGCGUCAUCACGGGCCUCAAGGACAAGGCGAUCGAGGUCACGUGGCGGCCGGUGCUCAUGAAGCCCGGCGAGGUCGACGCGCCGGAGGUCGAGGAGUGCGACCUCGCGGAGAUCGAGGCCUACAAGGAGCGCGACCGCUACCACGCGCGGCGCCGCCAGGACGUCGCCGAGGUGCGGCGGCGGACGCCGAAGCGGACGGCCGAGGAGGAGGCGCCGCGGGACGCGAAGCGCGGCACGCGCGCGAAGCGCAAGCGACGCCAAUCGCGCGACGCGCACGCGGACGCGCGGCGGUCGCCGAAGUCGUCGUUCCUGGAGCUCUUCUCCGGGAAGCAGGUCCUUUCCGACGCCCUCUUGGGCGGGGCCUGGGACGUCGAGACGCUCGACGACGGCUCGUGGUCCGGAGCGCGGCCGGCGACCUACGCGUGCGACGUCCGCGACUUCGAGGUCGCCGCCGUCGGCUACCGCGACGCCGUCCACGCGUCGAUCCCGUGCAAGACGUUUUCGUAUUUGGCCGCCGGGAAACACCGACCGGGCAAGGGCGCCGCGCGGAAGAUCGAAGGGGCGACGGACGAGGCGCGCCGCGCGAACAGCGUCGUCGCGCGCACGAUCGACCUCCUGCACGAGGCGAAGCGCGUCAACCCCGACGUGGUCAUGACCAUCGAGAACCCCGUGGGCGUGUUGAAGGACUACAAGCCCUGGACGGACGCCGCGCUCGAGCUGGGCCUGACGCGCGUCCAGGUGUCGUGGGAACUCCGCGUCUCGCGAAUCGUUCGCGCGCCGACUUGCCGGUCGCGCGCCGACUCGCCGGUGUUUAGGUACUGCCAGUUCGGCGCCGACGAGCGGAAGCACACGCACAUCUGGACGAACUCGCAGUUCCUCAUCUCCGGCGCGAAGGACAUGGUCUGCUCGGCGGCCACGCCGUGCGCCAAGUACCGCGACCACGUCCGCGUCCGGGACGGGGACACCGCGGAGACCUCCGAGUUCCCGCCCAAAUUCGCCGCCUGGCUCGCGCUCGGCAUCAAUUCCUCCGCCUCCAAGGCGCGCGGGCGCCAGAGGAGCGAAUGCGCCUAA
Aureococcus anophagefferens is the source of this 4821-nucleotide messenger RNA. RefSeq lists its product as hypothetical. Bases 1 to 4821 code for a protein of 1606 amino acids. Gene Ontology annotation, cellular component: membrane. NCBI's taxonomy places the organism in Eukaryota, Pelagophyceae, Pelagomonadales, Pelagomonadaceae. Gene Ontology annotation, biological process: monoatomic ion transport. The transcript has 3 exons. Gene Ontology annotation, molecular function: hydrolase activity, acting on ester bonds; extracellular ligand-gated monoatomic ion channel activity. The record is from RefSeq and is a predicted model, not a curated record.